CCUGUGGUCAGCACAGUUCACUGGAAGCAGCCACAGACAGACGGACGGACGGAUGGACGAAUGACUCUGCUGAAAAAUGUGACUUUUUACAUCACUUUACUUUUAAUCGCAAAUCCUCACCGCCUUUGGGUUCCACAUUUACAUUUAUAUUUUUAGUCUGUCCCGGUGGUUGUACAGUGGCCUGGAGUUUUGAAAAUGACUCGUUUUCAGGCUAAUUUUUUUUUUCUGUCUCAAGCGGGAAGAAGCUAUUCUGCAUCAACGUGACAAAUCUGGCCUGGAGGAGAAGCUCCAGACUAAAAGCCAGUUAUUUAUUUAUUUAUUUUUCAACAUACGUCAGAUGUAAAAAGUCAGAUUUUUAAAACUGCAGAUAUAUUUUCCUCUCUCUCUCUCUCUUUCUAUCACUUUAUGACUCUCUCCCUUCCUCUCUCUCUGUUUAUGGCUGCUAACCAAAUGAAAUUGAAGCCACUGACCACAGCUUUACCUCCCCUCACCCUCCCUCACCCCUCCCUCCCUUUACUUCCCUUCCCACACACACACAAACACUGAUGUUUUUGUCUCCAAUCUGUCAUGUACCUCCUGUUUCCUCUGAGCUCGCUGUGUAACAGACCGUCACUAACGAAUGGGGGGAAAUGUUUAACAGUCUGUAGUCGGUGAGGAGAAAAAGACAAUCUUAAUGUCAGACUGAAAACUGCAGUAAUGUGUGGUGAUUGGUGUGGAUGGAUUAGUUUGGUGUAGUGAGAAUGACAGAGACCCAAGGCCAUGUCCACAUCAGUGUUUAGUGAUCAUCUUUGUCUGCCUGGUUUAUUCAAAGCAGAAAUGAAAAACUGAAUUCAAUGAUUGAAGAUUUGAUCUAAAGAAAAUGUCCAUCACAUUAUCCUAAAGCACAAGGUGAACAUUAAAAUGUCCUUAAAAAUACAGAGCUCAUCACAGAAAACCCUCUUAAUUAAGGACACUUUUACACCUAAACUUGUUUGGUCUGGACCAAAAGAGGUAGUCUAGGUCUGCAUCAAACUGAACCAUGGUUUGCUUCGUUCGUGGUGUGAAAACACCUUUUUUGGAUGGUUCGAACUUUGAGACCAAUCACAGGACGUUGAGUCAGGAUAGCACAUGAGGAGGAAAUGAAAUGGUAAUUUUCUGAGAUGACAACAGGGAAACAGCCUGAGAACAGAUCUCAAGAUAUUCUGCUUCAGAUUUUGGAGAAAAAAAUAGAUGUAAGGUCACCUCCAAUGUCGAACUUGUUGUAAACUACAGAUAAGACCACGAUAAAAACUUGACAGAUUGGAUUCCUGCUCUUUCAACCAGGACGAUUUGUUUUUUGAUUGAUCAUGAAGCUGCUGCAGGUGUUGACGUUCUCAUCCUGUAAGGGUCUAUUUUUUUUAACAUUUAUCCCCUGACUCUUUCCGUGAUAUCUUAUUUAAUGUUUCAGUUUGUAAAACAGUGAUAUAUGCUCUAUGUCAGUAUUGGCCAUAUUUCUAUCCGUCCAACUGAAUUCUUAACUAGAUGGUGUCAAUAAUCAUAGUCUUGUUGUUAAUCAAUGAAAAGAGGAGAAAAAAGAAGAAAUGUAACUGUUGCUGUAACUGUUGAGUUUCAGUGUUAAUAGCCAAUGUUCAGAAAAUGAAUUAGAGGAUCAGAAUCAGAGUGGACAAGGAAAAUUAAAGAAAACAGGGUUUCAUGGGUAGAAAGAGACAAUGUUCACACACAUCAAUUCUCAUUUAAUAUCAUUUCAGUCUGACUUCUAAGGGUCUUUUCAUACAUUUUGUAUGAGGUUGACAUGACAGUUUGGAGAGGAAAGCCCUCUAAUAGGCUCUCCCCAACUUCACAGCACUUUGUGUUGAGGAAAAGGCCUCGGUCUCUCUGAGUGCUGUUUCCUCCUGUUUGUUUAUUUUGGUUGUUUCUUAACAGGUUGCAUGCUACUGGAUGAGAAAGAUAAGUCACGUGACAUCAAACUAAAAAACCAAAGUGAUGCAUGUGACAGACGAACACACAACCACUGAAACAAUAGCUCAACAACCAAUUAAAUCCCAUUUCCUUUCACUCCUCUGUUUUCAAUAAAACUGUGGUGUAGAGAAGAGAGAUGCUGAAGCCAAUAAAUUAACAAAGAAAGCUGCCUAUAGAGAUUAGUUUUUAUUUUAUUUUAUUUUCCCUCAGUCUGUUUGCGUUUCUGUGCAUGAAGCUGCAUGUGACAGAUAUAUUGAUAUGGGUUGUCAAAGGCUGUGAUUUGAGGCAAUGGAGAAGAUAAUAAGAUAAUAUCCCAAAUUAUGAGAAGAAAAUUCAGCUCUGUGAUUGGAUGUUUCUUGCUGCGACGUGCGUUCACACGUUUACAACCUCAGACUUUGUCCCCCAGAACCAGAUAUUUUCUAAAGCAGCUGUUCACCCUUUGAACUGUUGAAGUUUCAUCCUGAUCCACUGUGAGUCUCCCAACAUCAUUUAUAGAGAAAAAUUAGUUGGACUUUCACUUCCUGGACCAGCCUGAGAAGAAUCUUCUUUUCUUUUUUUCCUGUCUCAUGUUGCCUCUGUAUCGCAGCCUUUGAAUGCUGAUAAAGUGUCUUAGUUAGAAACAUAUUUUAUCUUAGCUUUGGAGAUUUUGAUAAUGUCCUAGUUAACAUAAAGCGAUUUAGCUUCAGACAAUCCAGAAUUCAAACUGCAGUGAUGUCAAAACCACCUGGACCACGAUUGGUUGACCCCACCUCUUUGUGCUGACAGGACAAGACGAGCGCGCUCAGUCUGAGCAACGUGGCGGGAGUGUUUUACAUUCUGAUCGGCGGGCUGGGGCUAGCCAUGCUCGUGGCUCUGGUCGAGUUCUGCUAUAAGUCACGGAUCGAGUCGAGAAGGAUGAAGGAGCUGAUUGAUGCUGCUAUGAUGAGCACCAGCCUCGGGGGGAUGGCGGGAGGAGCAGGAGGAGGAGGAGGCGGUGGCAUGGCGGUGAUGGGAGGUUUAGGAGGAGGAGGAGCGUCGGGACUCGGAGGAGAGAACGGUCGCGUGGUGGCGCACGAUUUCCCAAAAGCCGGAGCUCAGGGUUUACCCUGCAUGAGCAAGGCUGCCGGGCUGGGACUGUCCUCCACGGGCAUGUGAUCAAAACUGAGGCUCCUGAUUGGACGGAACGCUCCUGUCUGUCUGUUUACCUGUCCGUCUGUAGGUGAGGGAGGAGAGAUGAAGGGAGGGAGGAAAGAUGGGAGGUGGAGAAAGAAUGGAGGAUAAAAGGAGAGGAGGAGAAUGGGGAGAGAUGAAGAAAGAAAGGAGAGAUAGGAGGUGAUAGAAGAAACAAGAGGGAUGGAUGGAGAAGAAAGACACAAAAAGAGAAAGGAAGAAUAAAAUAAAGGGAGAGGAAGAUGAGGGACAGAGAGAAGAGAGGAUGGAGGGAGGAGAGAGAAGAAAGAUGAGAGAAUAUUUGAGGAAAGGAGAGAAAAGAAAAGUGGGAGAAUAGCAGAUGAUGGAGAAGAAAGACGAAGAAGAAACAAAGAAAGUUGGAAAGAAUAAGACAGGAGGAGAAAAGAAUGAAGGAAGAGAGAAAGAAGAAAUGAUGUAAGGAAGGGAAAGAGGAUACGGAAGGGAGGAAAGGAAGAAAAGACACGAAGGAAAAGAAAGAAAGGGAAGGAUUUGAAAAACUAGAGAAAGAAGAAAAGAUGAACGAAGAAGAAGUGCGACAGGCUGACAGAGGGAGGAGCGUUCACGUUCACCCUGACUGGACUCAAUACGACAGAACUCUGAUGACCAGAGAGCACCUGAACGCAACACCUGAGCUCCUGCGAGACGAGAAACUGGGCUUAAAAACUGAAACUCUACUUUUUCUAUGAGCGCUGUCUUAAAUUCAACUCCUCCUCUUCUGCAAUAAUAGAAUCUGAGGCGGGGGGAGGGAAACAGGGGAGGGGAGAUUUUUUUAACUUCUUACAAACUGAAUUAAUGCAGCCUCUUCUUCCCCUUCCUCUUUCUCAUCCCUUCCUUCACUCCUCCUCCUCCAGCAGUAACACUGAAAGCUUCGUCACGUUCGCACAAAACGCCACCUUGAUAUCAGAGAGUUUGAGCAUGUCAACGUUUUAAACCAUUUUACUAGAAACACAGAUGACGUACGAGGAUGGAGGUCACAUGAUUCAUUUUGUGCACAAAAAGCUUUUUUUUUUUUUGGUUGCCAUUGUAAAUUUAUUCUGUGGCGAAUGUACGAUGAUGUGAUGUUGAUGUUAGAGUCUGAGCUAACGUGCUCAAAUCUUUUGUUUUGGCCAAAGAAAAAGUGAAAAUUGUCACAUUAGAGGAGUGGGAACAAGCUAACUUUUGCUUCAACAAUGAUUAAAACAAAUAUUCAAUUAUUAAAAUAAAUUUUCUGUUGAUCAGUUAAUCAACUCAUGUUUUCAUCUACGAUUUAAAAUACAGCCAGUGAUUCACAGUGUUAAAUAUGUUGUAUGAUUCAGGUACAUUAAUACGGAGUGGUCAUAUCAUUUUUUUUUUCCUAAAGACAAACAAAAAGAUAAAAUGUGCUAAUGAAUUAAUCAAAAUGUGCACGAGAUACAGUUCAUUCCCAUGUUUUACUAAAUUCUUGCACACAAGAUAAAUGCAUAUAUAUAGAGAGACAGCCACAAAUUACCUUAAAUGUUUGAAAAAAUUAAGCAAAGCAUGCAAACAAAAUAGUAAAACAUGGAAUAAUUUGUUAAAGCGUGCAAAUAAAAAUUGAAAAAUGCACAAAUUAGUUAAAAUGUGAGCAUGAAUUAGUUAAAACCUGGGAAUCAAUUGUAUUUUUUUAAUUGUAUUUUUUACAGCUUCUUAAAUUAAAAAUAUAAGUAAGAAGUAACUUUUCCACAUUUAAAUGUCUUAAAAAACAGACCUGAGUUAUAUAUUUUGAGUUGUGUUCUGACAUUAUCCCAAAUGUUUCCAGACGUUUUCAAACCAAGAGAAUUUUUAAUCAAGCUGAUGUUUCUUUUGGUCUCCUGUAGAGGGCGUCACAUCCCCUUUGAGCAAAAUAUACAUUCAUUCAUUUUCAAACUGCACUUUUUAGAUUUUGGUUGUUUAUAACUUUAUAUUAUCCAGAUGGUUGAUUUUAGUCGCUGGUCUGUUUGUUUUAGAGAGGAGGAGAAUUCAGCUCCUGGUAAAUUGUUUUGAUUAAGAGCCCCCUAGUGGUGGAAAAUGACAUAUUGUGUGUUUAAAUGUAGGCGCAGUGGUAGAAAAGAAACUAUGGAGUGUAAUGGAUUUCACAGGGGAGCGCAGACAAUAUAAGCUGAUAGUCUUUGGACUGACUGCAGCAUAAGGUGUUAAUUGUUGUUACAGUAAAAAACAAACACUCAUCAGGUGAUUUGAUCCCCAUUGUCUUGUUUUCUGCCUGUGUACCAACAUUAAAGAAGGAACCGGUAAAUAUUCGACUGGUACGUGGUUCAUAGAACAAAAUUACACUGUAAUUCACCAGCUGUGUUUAAGAUAAUGUUAUGUCACAUCUGGGGAGAAAAAAUAUUGCAAAUAAAUAAAACACAAGUAGACAGAGAAACACAAUCUUCACCACUUUGACAACACACAUCCAGCACAAAGAAACACAAGUUUUUAUCACUGAAAGAAAAAAAUUACUGGUUUUCUUUUGUUCUGUUUGACUUUCAGCUUUUCUGAUUUAGUUUUUUUAUUUCUCUCUGUGUUGUCAGUGUUUUUUCAUGUGCUUUCUUCAGUUGCAGAUGAAAACACCAAAUGUCACAGUGAUGAAAUCUGUUUUAGUGAACUUAAACUGUCUUUUCAAACAGCAGAUUUACCACUGGAUGACACAUUAUACUGUUUAUAUUGCUUGGUUAAUUUACAGGGGAGAAUACCUUUAGGGUGAAUAUUCCUUUAAAGUGGAGGUUAAGUGGCAUUCACAUGUUUACUGGUUAAUGGAAAUCUGCUCCACCCUGAGUUUUUACAAAGCCGACCCUGUCCAAAAUAUCCUCAAAAAUGUUGGUGUGCGCUGUGAUAAUCAAACAGCUGCCUGUUGAGGUUGGUCACAUGUUUCUGCGUCUCUCUCCUGUAUUUUCUCCUGUGUUUUCUGGGCUGAACACAAUGACUAAUAACUUUUUUAUACUCUGAAACUGAACAAAUAUCAGGAAAAAUAUGUUUCACAUUUGUAAUGAUAUGAAUGAUACAUGUGCUGAGCUACACCUGUAAAUAAUGUUCUUUUUAAUUGAUUUAUGAGUUUAUAAUCUUUUGAUUUUGUUGAUUACAUUCAGAUCAGUAACUCUAUUUAAUAAAAACUCUUACAUUA
Lates calcarifer (barramundi perch) is the source of this 6205-nucleotide messenger RNA. Its product is annotated as glutamate receptor 1. The transcript has 2 exons. The record is from RefSeq and is a predicted model, not a curated record. The coding region runs from base 2779 to 3072 and encodes 97 amino acids. Lineage: Eukaryota; Metazoa; Chordata; Actinopteri; Centropomidae.